CGUAUCGUUAUAAUAUACGUCUCUAAGUGGCUACUUUCAGCUGUGAAUUAAUUAAUAGAAAAGAAUGUCUUGGCGUUGUGUGGCUAGGAUCACCUAUCUUCGUAGCUCCAAGCAUCCCAAUCCAUUUUUUCGGAAUUACAGCACCUUUGCCCGAAAUGGGAACGGCUGUUUUUGCUCUUCUUCUCUAUGGCGCCACCCGAAUCACCCUCCAAAGAAAAAAAGGACAGUCUUAUUUUCGGGAACCUCAGGGUCGAAACCAACGCAGGAACGACUGCAGUUUCCUGCGUCAGGUUCUCGUAUAAGACCCCAGCAGCAGCGUCUCGGAACUUUAAAGAACGAAACCCCCGCCAAAAACCAUAUCAACGAUGGCAGUAAUGACGCUUCGCAUGUUCGUUCAAAAGGACAGUAUUCCCAGCAACGUCUGAUGAGGGGCCGUUUUAAUCGCAUUGCGGCUGAAAAGGGCCUAAGCUUUGCAACAUAUCUAUAUGUACUAGGGGAAUCUUGCACGAUUCUUCUAACGUAUCUGUUGCACACAAAUCAACUCUACGUUGGGGAAGUCGGUACUUGGCUUAGUUGGAUCAGUCUAAAGAAUGUCAACGAGUGUUAUUUGGAUGUAGGUCCGGUAGUGUUUAACACGUUUCGGUUAUCCCCGCGUCUUUUCCUUAAUUACCUCAUAGCAAACGUUUUGACACUUCCCUUAUUCUCAUACCAAAUGGGUUUCUGCAUGGCAACUGCUCCCGUCCUAUCGAAGCUGGUGUCCCCUGUGCGUGCUCUGCUGAAAAGAUGUAAGAAACCAAGGACGGAGGCUAUUCCAAAAGCCCCAUCUCCUCUUAGUGGUAAGUAA
Molecule: messenger RNA, 844 nt
Organism: Phytomonas sp. EM1
Lineage: Eukaryota; Euglenozoa; Kinetoplastea; Trypanosomatida; Trypanosomatidae
Source: the annotation of a GenBank genome assembly